This is a messenger RNA of Lemur catta (Ring-tailed lemur), 3218 nucleotides long. It is a transcript of the gene ARHGAP24, whose product is annotated as Rho GTPase activating protein 24. The transcript has 8 exons. Gene Ontology annotation, molecular function: GTPase activator activity. Gene Ontology annotation, biological process: wound healing, spreading of epidermal cells; negative regulation of ruffle assembly; activation of GTPase activity. Bases 754 to 2727 code for a protein of 657 amino acids. The record is from RefSeq and is a predicted model, not a curated record. Gene Ontology annotation, cellular component: focal adhesion. NCBI's taxonomy places the organism in Eukaryota, Metazoa, Chordata, Mammalia, Primates, Lemuridae.
CGCAGCGUGGCAUCCUCCCCCCUCCCUCGGAUUGUUGUAACUGCACCUGCUGCAUGUGACCGGCCGGAGCCACAGCCUUGGUGACGAGCAGCCGCAGCCCUGCCGGCUCCCGCCCAGCUCUCAUUGAGAAACGGGGACACAGAGCACGAGGAGGGGGAGAAGGAGACGUGUCCCGCACAGCCACCUCCCCCCCUGCAGACCCAAGGACCCUCCUGGAAUGACAGCGACUCCCUCGGGAGUUUGGGGACAGCCGGGAGAGGCGGAAGCCGGCAGAGAGCAUCAGAGGAUGAGCAGAGCUGUUCGGGGAGCAGGGCAGUCCUCUGCAAGGAAUCUCUCAGGCCCCGCAGAGCUUUCUGGAAAAGUGCUGUUUGCUGAGCUUUUCCCGAGGAAUCUCAAUCCGGCUGAGAAGACAGUUGCUAGUCAUAAUAUCAAUAAAAUGCAAAAACCAGUUCCUGCUGGUUUUGAAUGGGAGAGGUAGCUGGCUUGCUGCAGUUUUCCUGUGACAUUGUGGAAUGUCUGCAGAAACUGAAAAAAAAUAUACCUUACAAGUCAAGGUUUAGGCAAGCGAAAAGGAAGGUUUUUUUUUUUUGCCAAAAGGAGUCAAUGAGAGGUGGGAACUUAUCCCUAAGCCGGGACGUGGUGGAUCAAAACCUCUGAGUUCUAGGAAUCAGCACUUCAGACCUCACAGAUAAACAGACAUGAGGAGUGGCCUCGGGGUCCCGCUCAGGGGCAGGUUUUAAGCCCCAGGCCUGUAUGAUGCCUGAAGACCGGACCUCGGGGGGCUGCCCCAUGGGUGCCUUAGCCCCAACCCCCUUCAUCCCCAAAACCACAUACAGAAGGAUCAAACGGUGUUUUAGUUUUCGGAAAGGCAUCUUUGGGCAGAAACUGGAAGACACUGUCCGCUAUGAGAAGAGAUAUGGGAACCGUCUGGCCCCAAUGUUGGUGGAGCAGUGCGUGGACUUUAUCCGACAAAGGGGGCUGAAGGAAGAGGGUCUCUUUCGACUGCCCGGCCAGGCUAACCUUGUUAAAGAGCUGCAGGAUGCCUUUGACUGUGGGGAGAAGCCAUCGUUUGACAGCAACACUGAUGUACACACCGUGGCAUCGCUUCUGAAAUUGUAUCUCCGGGAACUUCCAGAACCCGUUAUUCCUUACGCCAAGUAUGAAGAUUUUUUGGCAUGUGCCAAGCUGCUGAGCAAGGAGGAGGAGGCAGGUGUUAAGGAAUUAGCAAAGCAGGUGAAGAGUUUGCCAGUGGUCAAUUACAACCUCCUCAAGUAUAUUUGCAGGUUCUUGGAUGAAGUACAGUCCUAUUCUGGAGUUAACAAAAUGAGUGUGCAGAACCUGGCAACUGUCUUCGGUCCUAACAUCCUGCGACCCAAAGUGGAAGAUCCUUUGACUAUCAUGGAGGGCACCGUGGUGGUCCAGCAGCUGAUGUCGGUGAUGAUUAGCAAACACGAUCGCCUCUUCCCUAAAGAUGCAGAACCACCAAGCAAGCCCCACGAUGGCGUGAGCAACAACAACAACGAGACUCAGAAGAAAGCCACCGUGGGUCAGUUGCAGAACAAGGAGAACAAUAAUACCAAGGACAGCCCUGGGCGGCGGUGCUCCUGGGAUAAGUCCGAGUCACCGCAGAGAAGCAGCGUGGACAACGGGUCACCCACAGCUCUACCGGGCAGCAAAACCAACAGCCCAAGGAAUAGUGUUCACAAGCCCGAUGUCUCCAGGAGCCCCCCUCUCCUGGUCAGAAAGAACCCAGCCUUCAGCAAGGGCAGUGGGAUCGUCACCAAUGGGUCCUUCAGCAGCAGCAAUGCAGAAGGCUUUGAGAAAACCCAAACCACCCCCAAUGGCAGCCUGCAGGCCAGACGGACCUCUUCGCUGAAGGGGUCUGGAACCAAAAUGGGCACCCACAGUGUGCAGAACGGAACCAUGCGGGUGGGUGUCUUGAACAUCGACGCCCUCGGGAACCCCGCGAACGGUCGCAGCAUGAGCUGGCUGCCCAAUGGCUACGUGACCCUGAGGGACAACAAGCAGAAGGAGCAGUGCGGAGAGUCCGGCCAGCACAACAGGCUGUCCACCUACGACAACGUCCAUCAGCAGUUCUCCACGCUGAACCUUGAUGACAAACAGAGCGUGGACAGUGCCACCUGGUCCACCUCGUCCUGCGAAAUCUCCCUCCCCGAGAACUCCAACUCCUGCCGCUCCUCCACCACCACCUGCCCAGAGCAGGACUUUUAUGGCGGGAACUUUGAGGACCCUGUUUUGGACGGGCCCCCGCAGGACGACCUUGCCCACCCUGGGGACUAUGAAAGCAAAAGCGACCGUAGGAGCGUGGGAGGUCGGAGUAGUCGUGCCACCAGCAGCAGCGACAACAGUGAGACAUUCGUGGGUAACAACACCGGCAACCACAGCGCACUGCACAGCUUAGUGUCCAGCCUGAAGCAGGAAAUGACCAAACAGAAGAUGGAGUACGAGUCCAGGAUAAAGAGCUUAGAACAACGAAACUUGACUUUGGAAACAGAAAUGAUGAGCCUCCACGAUGAACUAGAUCAAGAGAGGAAAAAGUUUACAAUGAUAGAGAUCAAAAUGCGAAAUGCAGAGCGAGCAAAAGAAGACGCUGAGAAGAGAAAUGACAUGCUACAGAAGGAAAUGGAGCAGUUUUUUUCCACGUUUGGGGAGCUCACGGUGGAACCCAGGAGAACCGAGCGAGGAAACAUGAUAUGGAUCCAGUGAGCCUGCGUCCCCGGCUGGGAAGAACUCUGGGGAUUCUAGGGGGACGGUAUACAGGAUCAGGUGGCUGGUCACCUGGCUGUACAGAGUCUAACUGGUGAAGGAGUGUCAUUUACAGACAUUAGCCAUCCAUAUCUGCGAUGUGUACCAAAGUUAUAUCAUGCCUCAUAAUGCUACUGUCAAGUGUUACAACUGGAUAUGUGUAUAUAGAGUAGUUUUUAAACCGUAAACUAAAAAUGAGAAGCAUAUUGCAAGAAUUAUUUUAUUGCAAGUCUUGUAUUUAAAAAUGUUAAAUCGAUACGUUGUUGCAAUUUAGCUUGCUUUCAAGCUUCACCUCUUGCACUUAACAUGAGCUAUUUUUGCCAUUGUGUUAUAUCAUCAGCUUAUUUUAUAGAUCAAUAUUUUUAUUUCCCUUUUUGCUGAAGAAAUGAAGAUAAGCAUAAAUAUAAAUAUAUAUAAAUAUAUAUAAGAUGAGUUAUUAAAAAUCAAAAGAA